Molecule: messenger RNA, 4984 nt
Organism: Sphaerodactylus townsendi
Lineage: Eukaryota; Metazoa; Chordata; Lepidosauria; Squamata; Sphaerodactylidae
Gene: GRIN2D
Product: glutamate ionotropic receptor NMDA type subunit 2D
Biological process (GO): synaptic transmission, glutamatergic; excitatory postsynaptic potential; long-term synaptic potentiation
Cellular component (GO): postsynaptic density membrane; NMDA selective glutamate receptor complex; plasma membrane
Molecular function (GO): transmitter-gated monoatomic ion channel activity involved in regulation of postsynaptic membrane potential; NMDA glutamate receptor activity
Source: RefSeq, a predicted model, not a curated record
AUGGUUGCUUCGGAAGCGCCCCAAAUCUAUGGGUCCUGGUCCCCCAUGUAUAGCCAAGAGGGGCUGAAGGAACUCAAGAGCUGUUCCGUUGAGACAGUUUCUACAUUCCAGAGACCCCAGAACCACUACCCACCUCUGAGAUUUGGCACUGUCCCCAAUGGGAGUACCGAGAAAAAUAUUCGAAACAACUAUGGGGAGAUGCAUGAAUAUAUGGGGAAGUACAACCAGCGCAGCGUGGAAGACGCCCUCCAUAACCUGAAGACAGGGAAGCUGGAUGCCUUCAUUUGCGGCGGUAUAAUGGCAACUUUACAUGGUAGCGCCAAGGAGAGAAGGGCUGCAGAGCUAGUCACCAUUUGGGCCGGGAAAGUCUUUGCCACCACCGGCUACGGGAUUGCACUGCAAAAGGGGUCCAAGUGGAAGCGGCCCAUCGACUUGGCCCUCCUCCAGUUUCUGAGUGACGACGAGAUCGAGCUGCUGGAGCGCUUGUGGCUCUCGGGGAUCUGCCACAACGACAAAAUCGAGGUGAUGAGCAGCAAGCUGGACAUCGACAACAUGGCCGGCGUCUUCUACAUGCUCCUCGUGGCCAUGGGACUGAGCCUGCUGGUCUUCAGGCCUGGAGACACACCUCAUCUGCACUGGAAGCUCUUGACACUGCAUAGAGCGCACAGGCUGGACUUCCCUCCUGGCCUUCAAGCAGAAGGCGAAAUAUUGCCAGUGCUGUCCCGGAGCAGCGGUUCCCAAAAAAGACUGGUGGGCAUGUAUAGCUGUUGCAGUAGCGAAGACCCCAAAGUCCUAGACCAGCAGCAGCUGCCCAUCCUCAACCAUAGCUACGGCCCAUCACGGGUUGGAGCCCCAGCGCUGCCCAGCCCCCCGGGACCGCCCCUUCCCUGUUCCAGCUUCCUGCCUCGAGAACGCCGCAUCGUGGAAAGGUGGCGCCAUGCUCGCAGCCCGAAUUGUUACAAGGACCUGUACCCCCCAACGCCUGCAGAGCUCCCCACGACGAAACCUCCGCGCCACAGCCUCAAGAGCCCUUUCUCCGACGGUUUCCACCGCUUCUAUGGCCCCAUUGAACCCGAAGGGCUCUCCGACCAUGUUGGUGGCAAAAAGAUGGCGCCCUGUCAGCUCUCCCCACCGCCGCCGACCCGGGGCAUGGAAAAGCCUCCCUCUUAUUUUGCCAUCGUACGCGAAAAAGAGACUCCCGACCUGCCCCCCGUAACAUCUGGUUGGCAACGCAAAUCGCUUCGCGGGUUGUACGAAAGUUUCCAAGCCGGGAAAGCGGCAGGCCGGCCCCCGGAGGUGAAGAAGUACGAUGGGCCGUCGAGCAGCUACACCGCCAAAAGCCCGUGUGAACUGGAACGGGGCAGCACCCGGCCUUUCGGCAAGGAGCGGGGUCGGUACGGCUAUACCCGACUGUCCUACGAAGACGAACGCUCCCCGCCCAUCUCCCGUUACCGGCACACUGAAGAGACGUCUCUGCCACGAACCGAGCCAGAUGUCAAAUGCUCGACCUCGUCGAGCCGCGAAAGGGGCUCCCGUGCCCACAUAUGCCGCAGCCAUUCCCACCCGCUCGCUGUAGGUGCCAGUUUGCGCAGCCAGAGUCAUUACAUGGACUUUUCUGACUCGGAUUCUGACAUCUGCGAGCGAGACAGCGACAGCCAUAGCUACUGGUACCAGUCGCCGGAUUAUUUCUGUACCUACCCGUCUCGGGAGAGACAGCUGUUUGCCACACACAAGCCCCUGCACUACUGGUCAGCCGAUAAGUUGGCAAAAUGCCACGGGUGCCACGGUCCCUGCCAGCACUGCCUGAGCUUGGAAAUGCUCCCGCCGCCCACCCCGCCGUGCCGCAAGGAGGCUUUGCGCUACUUGAGCUGUUCUGAAGAGCGUCUGGAACGGCGGCUGGACUGGGAGCACCGCCACUGCAGCGUGUAUGGUUGCCUAGCUCCUCGGCACCGCCAUGGCUUCCACCGACGCUGCCACCACCAUUCCUGCGACCUGGGGCCGGCUGGAGGAGUCCUUCAUCCCACCUCCCGCAGCCUGGAGGACCUCAGCUCCUGCCACAUGAUGCGCUGCGGAACCUCCCAUCGGCACUCGGGGGCCUUUUCCCCCGAUUGGCUGCCGCGCCGGGUGAGCCGAAGCGGGGAGCUUUUCGCUCGGCGUGGGUCUGCCCAUUUCUCCAGCCUGGAGUCGGAGGUAUGACCAGCGACAGGUGGGGUGGGACUGGGGUGGGGGUGGGGAAAGAGGCUUCGGAUGGGACCGCGGAGAAAAGACUGAACUGUAGUUCAGCCCACCGAGUGGGGACUGAGACGGUGGAGGUGGCGCUGUUGCCCGAAUCAGGGUGCGGAGGUGAUGCCACGAAGAUGACCACGGAGAGGGGGAAGCAGAACAGUGCCAUAAAUGAACCCACCAAGGGCAAGCCACAGAGGCCACCAAGAAGACACGACAUAGUGUCACGCCUCCCUGACACAGGAAAGGGAACAUUUUAAACCAAAAGAGUUAAACCUUACAGCGGCGACUGGAAUCACAACUAAUCCCAUAGAGCCGAACAGAAAGGGGAGCGGACAGGGUUUUUCAGAGGGGGGGCGCGACACCAUGCGACUGCUAUCCCAAGUGCCACCAGAGUAGCUCCCUGUGACAAAACGCCCCAUCCCUUCCACCAGCCGAUUUACAGCAGGAGGCAGGAGGGAGCUGUCCCCUCCUGUCCAUCCAGGACAGACCUUUUAUAUCCAUAAAAAGGGCUUUCCUGCCACCCUGUGGCACAUCGAUGGGGUGGGUUCCUGUGGCCAGUGGCAGUUGGCUACUGCAACAGCAGGGCUGUUCCUCUCCCAAUAAGAGAGGGCCACUGAAAUACUAACCAGUCGCAAAAUAUCCAGGACUCUGUGUCCCCCCCCCCCCCCCCCCCCGUGCAGAAUGCCAGCAGAGGAGAAGAAGUGCCAUUGGUCGGUCGUGCUCCGAGGGGGAGGGGGAGGAAAAAAAAACCAUACAACUGUUUGAACUUCUGGGUGGGCGGGGAUGUUAGGAGACAAAACUGUGACUACGUUCAACAGAAAACUGUGAUAUUUUUUCCUGCACAUUCUCCGCUUCCUCUUCUCCCUCCUUUCUUUUCUCGGCUCUUCUCACCUAUGUUCCUUCUUUCUCGUUUUCCUCUGCUUUAAUCUUGCAGUCAUGCUCCACCCGCCCGCCCCCAUAAUGACCGCAAACACACCUCAUGGUCUUACAAACUCACAAACACAAACUCUUAUACUUGGGCAUCAGGCUGGGUGAAAAACGACACAAACGAAUCGAGAGCGCAACAGAACACAUUUGUGGGAAACUCUGCACCGUGUAUUUUUUGGUGCACUGCAGUUUUACCAGUGCAAGAAAGUAAAGAAGACGUAAGACUUUUCUUUAGAUCAAGGGACGUCCACAUUUCAACCUAAACAAAAUUAAGCCGGUAGAAAAUUAAAGCCUCGUUAAAUGUAUAAAAUGCUGUAUAUUAUAAGUGGGAUUCUCGUAUGCUGUCUUAAAUCUGGUCUCUCUGAACCGUUUGGCGUGGCUGCCAAAGUGGAAACAGAGCGAGCAUGGACUGGUACAUUUCUCCACACCUCCCAUGCGAAUGAAGAAUCAGGUCCUUCCCAUAUUGUGGAAACAUGAAGGACAGCCUAUAUGUUGCAGUUUCUGACAAGCUGGGCCAGGGUUCUGACCCAAAGCAGCUUAAAAAUGCAAAAACAGAACCAAAGCCCAAACAGGCUCUGAAUGGGGGGGGGGGAGGUCAUGCCCCCUCCAGCCCUCCAAAUUUAGAAUCACGGGCCCCUUCCGCACAUGCCGCAGAACACACUUUCAAUCCGCUUUCACAAUUGUUUGCAAGUGGAUUCGGCUAUUCUGCAUAGCUGCAAAAUGCACUGAAAGUGGAUUGAAAGUGCAUUAUUCGGCAUGUGCAGAAGGGGCCACUCAGUUGGAUUCCUGCAAGAAAAUGAUGCGGGGGAUGGGGGGCUGUUCGAUACGGCGUAGUCUUCAGUACGACUGCUGUUCGAUACGGUGUUUUACUGUUCGAUACGGCGUAGUCUUGAGUACAUGGAGCAACAGGCCCUCCUCCCCUCCCACCUUGCAUAUGGUUUUCAACUGGGAAAACAGCCUGGCCGAGGGGAAGGGGCCCUUUUUCCCCUUGUGGUGCCUUCUGAAUUUGUUUGAGAUCUUCCUUUUUUAAAAAAGAAAGAAAGUUCUCUACAGCUGCUGCAUGGCUAUGGGUCGCAUAAACUGGGUCCAGGGAAGCUGGGCCCGACUUGUUAAAAGCUGGAGCUAAUAGUUUGGCCCUGAUGAACGUGUCUCCGACGCAUGUACGUUUCACACAUCUUCUCACGGAAGAAAUGUGCUCGUUCAUCCCAGCGGAGUGGAAACCUACCCUCAAAACCAGCCCACGCCCAAAGUCUUACAUCACACAUGAGCAUGGCUUGCUCUUGGAAUGUGGUUGUGGCAGUCUCCGUGUGAGGAGCCCAGCGGAUCUUGUUCAGACUAACAGAGUUUGCAGGUUUCAAGUAAGCCUGUCGCUCUUUGACCCAGCUCGUGACUGAUCUGUACAGUUCGCUGACACGGGGGGACGCCUCUCGUCAGCGAUCCUUUUUUCCUCUAAAGAAAAACCUACGAAAAGUAGCAAUAUCAACAGCAAGCAGGUAGCAAGGUAACAUACGAGAGAGACGCUCAGAGCUGGAACCGAAGAGGUCGCAACGAACUGAGUGUUCUGUUUGCACCUGUGAGGCUGGCGUUUUUCCUAAACAGCUGCUACGUGGCUGCGGGCCAGGGAGGCCAGACCCGACUCGUUAAAAACGGUAACCUAGAUAGUAAAGGCCCCAGACAGUUAGAUGGGUUAACUCAAGUCUUGGCAGCGAACUACCCUGUUUCCCCGAAUAUAGGACAUCCCCUAAAAAUAAGACAUAGUAGAGGUUUUGCUGAAGUGCGAAAUAUAAGGCAUCCCCCGAAAGUAAGACAUAGCAAAGUUUUUGUUUGGAAG